Molecule: messenger RNA, 663 nt
Organism: Fusarium subglutinans
Lineage: Eukaryota; Fungi; Ascomycota; Sordariomycetes; Hypocreales; Nectriaceae
Exons: 2
Coding region: 1-663 (220 amino acids)
Source: RefSeq, a predicted model, not a curated record
AUGUACACUUCAACGAUCGCCCUCGCUAUUGCUCCCCUUCUCUACCUCGCCCGCGCAGACGUUAGUCUUGACCGGGACGAUAUCCCACGAGAAUGCGACGCCGUCUGUGAUCCCAUCGUUCAACUCACCAAGACAUGCGACACUGACCUCCGCGGCGACCGUGAUCGUGAAGAAGACCGCCUUGAGGCUCAGUGUGUUUGCACCAACGACUCUUUCAACGUCAGCCGUGUCGCUGCUCUCUGCGCCGGUUGCAUUCACCAGAAUGCUCAGAACAACCGGGAUGACGAUGACGACGACGAUGAUAUCCGUGAUGACACCGAGGAUAUCGAUGAUCUCAUGUACACCUGUGGUUUCUCAUCUACCACCUAUGUCGCAUCCGCUGCCUCAGCCGCUGUCUCUGGCGUCUCAGUCGAUGCGACUCGACCUACAGAUGCGUCUCAGUUGACCACUACCAUUGUCGGAGGUACACGAACUCAGAACUCCAACGAGCCUACUGCUACUGGUACCAGCGGUGGUAAUGGGGGUAGUGGAAGCAAUGACGACAACAACGAUGCUUCUGCUACCAACGAUGCUUCCAACCCUGACGAGACCAAUGCUGCUGCUGCAAUGGCACCUUAUGGAGUCGUCGGCGCUGUUGUUGGCGCUGCUAUGCUCCUGGCUUAG